Molecule: messenger RNA, 2007 nt
Organism: Trematomus bernacchii (emerald rockcod)
Lineage: Eukaryota; Metazoa; Chordata; Actinopteri; Perciformes; Nototheniidae
Gene: gas1a
Product: growth arrest-specific 1a
Exons: 1
Coding region: 588-1373 (261 amino acids)
Biological process (GO): regulation of cell cycle
Source: RefSeq, a predicted model, not a curated record
UCAAAGGGGAGAGAGUAGAGGAUCACUUUGCGACCCACAAGGGUUGUUGUUUUUCCCCAUGCACUAUUUGUUUGCAAACCCGUGCGCACAAGGACUGCUAAAUGAUCCAGCGCACUCCUCCAAAGGACUCUCGGGACUUACGGCUUCGCUUUUUGUCUGAGAUCCGCUAGCAGAGAGGGCGCAGGAGCUCACUGAGCUGGAGGCAGUUUUGUUACAUGAACUCAGAGAAUCCCUGCGAUGGAAUGAACCACUGCAGAAACUUUCUUAAACUUCUGGAGAACUUCUUGUCGGCGUCUUUUGUUUUACUCCUGUAGGCCUACGUUUCUUUUUCAGUUUCCCCCAAUCAUGUAUGGAUAACGGGAGUUUCGCCCAAGAAUCCGGCUCAAAUGGAUCAUCGCUGACGGGUUUAUGGAGCCGGGAUUACACAGCGCAGUGCCAGCCUGUUGAACGCCCACACACGGGCCUAUCACACACCAUCUGCCUCGGAGUAAAUGACACUCUCCAGUUAAGACACUAUUCAUGGGAGUAGUGUAGAGGUUUUGCAUAUGACACUGUUGUGAGUUUUACCCUCUCUUGCAGCCAGAACAAUGGCAAGCUCUUGCUCUUUGGCACGGAGUGUCUGUAGAUGUGUUUGGCCUCUCGGUUGUGUGCUUCUGUUUUUUGGCUACUUUUCUGUGGCCUCGCCGUCCCACGGUAGAAGACUGAUAUGCUGGCAAGCCAUCAUGAACUGCCAAGCCGAGCCCGAGUGCAAUUACGCAUACGAGCACUACUCGCGCGCAUGUGGCCCCGUGCUGAACGGGGAGAAGAGGAAGUGCCCCAGCCACUGCAUCUCCUCGCUGGUGCAGCUAAAUCUGACCAAAAACGGGCCGGCUCUGGAGGACUGCAGCUGCGCGCACGACCCGGUGUGCACGGGCACCAAACGGGCCAUCGAGCCGUGCCUGCCCAGGACUACCAGCACCGGCUGCACGGAAGCCCGGCGCCAGUGCGAGAGAGACGGGCAGUGCAGCUCCUCCAUGCAAGACUAUCUGAAGCACUGCGGGAAACUUUUCAGCGGGGCAAUCUGCACAAACGCCUGCCGGAAUGUGAUCGCGAAUAUGCGUAAAAUACCCAAGGGUCAGCAGCUGGACACAUGCAUGUGUGACGGGACUGAGAGGGCCAUCUGUGAGUAUGUUAAGAACAGCAUGAAGACUCUGUGCUUCGACUCUCCGGUGAGGGAGGAGGGCAGCGGCUCAGACUACGACCAGUAUCCAGACGAUGAGGACCCCACGGAACUGUACAAUACAGAGGAGCUGGGCAGCGGAGCCCCUCUUCCAGCAGCCCACUGUGUGUUGACCCUGCUGGCAUCCAUCUUGGCUCUAUUGCCCCUCAUUUAAUCCCCGGGUUCAUAAUCUGCCCCGACUUUUGUCCGGAUAAAAGGCAAUCUAAACUUCUGUCACUCUUUGACCUUCGUCUAUUGUGAAAGGUUAGAGCCUCACAGACUAAAGGAGAUGGUGUUUGGGCGCAGACCUUGUUUGAGUAAAGAGUUGUAGACGCUGAAGGAUAACACAUCAGGAUAUUUUCUAUGCAAAUGGGACCAGAAAGUUAUUUUUAAAACUGCCUGAGUUGCAGGCUGCUCCUCUUAUCAAGCCACACCACUUCACGGCUCUCCAGAUGCUUUGCUUUAGUGAUAAGCUAAAUUAGAUUGUCUUCUUUCUCUAGGUCACAGACUCUGAUUGUAAAGUUGCCACAUAGAGACAGUUGUUUUGGAAACAAUGAAAGGCUUAAUCAGUAUGCUGUGCACUGCCAAUCUUUUAUUUCUUUCUUUCUUUUUUAAAGAUAUGAACUAUUUUUAUAUGACACUGUUGCCAUUUGGCACCAGGCUAUUUGAUUUACAAGUAUUUAAUGCUGGAAUCUAUGAACUGUAUAAAACUGUAAAUAGAUUAGGAGUUAAAGUGAAACAGUAAUUUAUUACAUGCCACCUAGUUACAUCCAAAUGUUCAUCAUGUGAAUAAAAGACUGAAUAUUCCA